Vespula vulgaris is the source of this 2819-nucleotide messenger RNA. It is a transcript of the gene Br140, whose product is annotated as bromodomain-containing protein homolog. Lineage: Eukaryota; Metazoa; Arthropoda; Insecta; Hymenoptera; Vespidae. Gene Ontology annotation, biological process: regulation of transcription by RNA polymerase II. Gene Ontology annotation, cellular component: MOZ/MORF histone acetyltransferase complex. Bases 129 to 2819 code for a protein of 896 amino acids. The record is from RefSeq and is a predicted model, not a curated record. Gene Ontology annotation, molecular function: protein binding. The transcript is spliced from 8 exons.
ACUGCAAUAGCAUGAUGGUGAAGCUUCUUAAUUGUUACAUUCUAUUCAAAGGUAUUGUAAAGAUGUUUUGAAUUUAAAUCUAAAAAGAUAUCAUAUUUGUAAACUUUUUAAACAAAAUAUAAUAUAAAAUGAAUACUCCUCAAUCUAAUAAAAAAAAGAGAAAUAGAAUUGGUGUUCAUAAUGACUGCACAAGUAUUACAAAUAACGAAGUACUAAAUGUUCAAGAGGCAACAAAGUUUGUUUUGGUAAAUCCAAUAGGUGAGGAUAAUAAUAAACCUGUUAAAAUAGAAAUAGCUGAACCACUUCCUGUUAUAACUAUUGAAAGUAACGGACAGGAUGAGAAAAAUUUAACUUCUAAAGAAAAUUCUAAUUCAGAUAAAGAUAAGGAAGAUAAAAACACUCUAAAUAGUUUACCUACGGCAAAAGUUAUAGAAAUAGAAGGAUAUGAAAGCCAACUUGGUGAAGCUGAACCUCUUCCAAAUUCUUAUGUUAGAUUUAUGGAACGAAGUGGUGAAGAACUUGAUGGAGAAGUAGAAUAUGAUCUAGAUGAGGAAGAUACUGCUUGGCUAUCUAUAGUUAAUGAACGGCGAAUAGCCUCAGGACUUUUACCUCCAUUAGAACCAGAUAUAUUUGAAUUAUUAAUGGAUAGAUUAGAAAAAGAAUCUUAUUUUCAACAAGAAAGUAAUGGUGGAGUUGGUAUUGCAGCUGAUGAAGAUGCAGUAUGUUGUAUAUGUAUGGAUGGAGAAUGUCAGAAUAGUAAUGCUAUUUUGUUUUGUGAUAUGUGCAAUCUUGCUGUCCAUCAAGAUUGCUAUGGUGUACCAUAUAUUCCUGAAGGACAGUGGUUAUGUAGAAGAUGUUUACAAAGUCCAUCCAGAGCUGUUGAUUGUGUGUUGUGUCCAAAUAGAGGUGGUGCUUUUAAACAGACUGACCGCCCAGCUACUUGGGCUCAUGUAGUAUGUGCAUUAUGGAUACCAGAAGUAAGAUUUGCUAAUACAGUUUUUCUGGAACCAAUAGAUAGCGUAGAAAGUAUUCCUGCAGCUCGUUGGAGACUUACUUGUUGUGUCUGUAAACGUAGAGGUGCAGGUGCAUGUAUUCAAUGUCAUAAAACUAAUUGUUAUGCAGCGUUUCAUGUCACUUGUGCACAACAAGCUGGUCUCUGUAUGCGUAUGCGAACAGUACAACCUGCUAAUGGAGAGCCAAUGCUAGUUCAGAAAACAGCUUAUUGUGAAACACAUACACCAGCAGAUUAUCAGCCAUCUACAAAUCCUGCUGAUGCAAGACGAAGAGCAAUAGCUAAUAAAAAGAGCUCAUCUGCACCAGUGAUAUCCAUACCCACAAUACCACCUGAACGUAUAAAAGAAAUUGCUAGUUUAGCAGAAGGUCUGCCAAAGAGAAGUCAAUUGAUACAACGUCUUAUAGCAUACUGGACUCUGAAACGUCAAUAUAGAAAUGGUGUCCCUCUUCUUAGAAGAUUGCAAAGUUCACAUCCACAAUCAAGACCUCCUCCAUUAGGAGGUAAUUGCUCACCAUCUCCAGAUAGUGAAUUACGCGGAGAACUUUAUCGUCAACUUAAGUACUGGCAAUGUUUACGACAAGAUUUAGAGCGUGCUCGAUUGCUAUGUGAAUUAGUACGGAAACGAGAAAAGCUGAAGAAAGAAUUAUUCAAAGUGAAAGAAAAGUGUUUAUGGUUUGAAUUACGACCUUUAGAAAGUAUUUUGCUUACAUUAUUAGAAGCUAUUAAAUUAAGAGAUGUCAAUGAUGUAUUUGGUCAACCAGUUAAUAUUAAAGAGGUUCCUGAUUAUCUUGAUAUAGUUUCACAUCCAAUGGAUCUUUCUACUAUGCAGAAUAAAAUCGAAAAGCAGGAAUAUGACACUAUUGGAGCUUUUGAAACAGAUUUCAAUUUAAUGGUCAAUAACUGUUUGGCUUAUAAUCGUAAGGAUACCAUGUUUUACAGAGCAGGAUUGAAAAUGAAAGAGCAAGGUGGUUUGCUUAUAGAACAAGCUUGUAAAGAUUAUCCAGAACUUAAUACUCUUUGUCAAACAGAGCAAAGUGCUUCGAAAUCUAGAAAAAGAGAAAGAUCUAAUCGUAAUCGCAAUGAAACAGAAUUAAAUACAGGAGAAAAAGAAGUUGGUGCUGGUGGUGUCAAUCGUAGAACAGCUGUAUUGUUUACCCGUAAAGCUAAAGCUCGUGCUAGCAGAAGUGGACAAAUGUUUCUCCCAGAAAAUAAUCAGAAGAAACAAAGCGACAGUUUCAAAGUCUAUAGAAGCGGUACAAUGGAUAGUGAUGCUGGUGAAGGAGAAAGCCAAUCAUCAAGUUGUAGUAGUUGUUCAACAAGCAGAUCUGCCACACCAGAUCCAGAAGAAGAAAAACAGAGAUUAAAUACGCAUGAAAGCAAUAAAGAAAGUAACGAAAAAACAGGAAAUAGUAAUGGAAAUACUUUAGAAGCUUUACAGCUUGUAUGGGCUAAAUGUCGUGGAUAUCCUUGGUAUCCAGCACUGAUUAUAGAUCCUAAUACACCUCGUGGUACAAUACAUAAAGGUGUGCCUAUUCCAGCUCCUCCUGAUGAUGUAUUGGUAUUAGCUAAUAAUUACAAAGAACCAGUUUUCCUUGUUCUUUUCUUCGACACGAAACGUACAUGGCAAUGGUUACCAGGUGAAAAACUAGAAAAAUUGGGUGUUUCCCAAGAAUUAGAUGAAUCUAAAUUAAUAGAAUCACGUAAACCUGCUGAUAGGAAAGCGGUAAAAAAAGCCUAUCAAGAAGCUUUGCAUUACCGAAAACAGACACAUAAUACUGCAUUAAAUGCAGCAUCAAACACGUAA